Messenger RNA from Olea europaea var. sylvestris, 761 nucleotides. Its product is annotated as TATA-binding protein-associated factor 2N-like. Gene Ontology annotation, molecular function: mRNA binding. The transcript is spliced from 3 exons. Bases 75 to 533 code for a protein of 152 amino acids. The record is from RefSeq and is a predicted model, not a curated record. NCBI's taxonomy places the organism in Eukaryota, Viridiplantae, Streptophyta, Magnoliopsida, Lamiales, Oleaceae. Gene Ontology annotation, cellular component: cytoplasm.
CUGAAAAUCCUCUUACUCCUCAACAGCAUCAUCACUUCAAAAUUACUGAUAUUCUUUGUGUUUUUUAAGGAACAAUGAACAGGCCCGGAGAUUGGAACUGCAGAUCAUGCCAACAUUUUAACUUCCAGAGAAGAGACUCUUGCCAACGAUGUGGUGAACCAAGAGCCGGUGACUAUGGACUUAGUUUCGCCGGUAGAGGCGGCAAUUCUUCAUUUGGGUUUACGGGCCCCGAUGUACGGCCUGGUGACUGGUACUGCGCAAUGGGGAACUGUGGAGCACACAACUUCGCCAGCCGCUCGAGCUGCUUCAAGUGCGGUGCACUUAAGGAUCAUGAAUCCUCCAGUGGUGGAGGCGGCAGCUUUGAGGCUGAGACGUCGCUUCCUAGAGGAUUUGGAUUUGGCGGCGGCAGUGGUGGCGGCCAUUCUGGAUGGAAAUCUGGUGACUGGAUUUGCCCCAGGUCAGGAUGCAAUGAACACAACUUCGCCAGCAGGAUGGAAUGCUUCAGGUGCAAUGCACCAAGGGGAGACAAGUAGAAAGAAUUCAUAUCAAGAGAGAAUCAAGAUACAAGGAUCCAAAAUGAUAUUCAAGCCAACGAAUUUACUCCAUUUUUUUCUUUGAUUUCCCUCCUCUAGUUAAUUAUCUACUUCACCUUCUUUUUUUGGGUAAUAUAUUUAUGUGAGUUUUUGAUGAAUUAAGCAUAGUUCAAUCUUUAUUUUGUGAACUUUUUCGUUAAUAUUAAUGAGAUAUAUAACCAUUGUAUU